GUUCUCGUUCAGCUUACGCUCACCUCCAAAGCGGUGCAGAGAUGGAUACCACGCGAGCAGGUUUUUCGUCGCUGGGAAGCUGAGCUUGAGUCCCAGUAUGACGCUGGCGACUUCCCAGAAAUUUUGGCGUUACCAGGCCUCAAUCUUGCAACACUGUCCCUCCAUGUGAACAACCGGGACUUCACGUGGCUGCAGCGGCAGGACUCGGUGCUUGCGCGCGGCCCCUUUUCGUUGGGCGACGAGCUGGAGAUCGACAUGGAUGCCGAAGCGAGGCAGUUCUUGAAUGACCCGCUCUUGUCCUCCCCUUCUUCAUCUACGCGAAAAAGAAAUUCAUCUGCGGUCUCUGGUCGUGCUCCAUCAUCAAAUGGAGGACUACAUGCUGAG
Messenger RNA from Amoebophrya sp. A25, 384 nucleotides. The record is from the annotation of a GenBank genome assembly. Lineage: Eukaryota; Dinophyceae; Syndiniales; Amoebophryaceae.